This is a messenger RNA of Capronia epimyces CBS 606.96, 519 nucleotides long. RefSeq lists its product as uncharacterized. Lineage: Eukaryota; Fungi; Ascomycota; Eurotiomycetes; Chaetothyriales; Herpotrichiellaceae. The record is from RefSeq and is a predicted model, not a curated record. Gene Ontology annotation, cellular component: TRC complex. The coding region runs from base 1 to 519 and encodes 172 amino acids. The transcript has a single exon. Gene Ontology annotation, biological process: post-translational protein targeting to endoplasmic reticulum membrane.
AUGUCCGUACAGCUGUCAGAAAUCGCAAAGCAAGAAGAAGCCCUGAUCCUGCCCCGCUUCACGGCCGACGAUGCCCUCGAGAUCGGCCUGGCCAUCCGCAACCGGCUGCGCGCUCUAACGCACCUUUCGGCGGUGGUCAACAUCACGCUGGCCAACAGCAACAACCUCCUGUUCCACGCGGUGUCGCGGCCGGGCGUGCAGCCGGACAAUGACGUGUGGGUGGCGCGCAAGAGGAAGACGGUGCAGCGGUGGGGGGUGAGCACCUGGUUCAUGCACAACAAGAUGCACGGCGACGAGGAGGCCUUCAAGAAGAAGUACAUGCUCGGCGAGACAGCGGGCGACUAUUCCAUCCAUGGCGGCGGCAUGCCUGUGCGAGUGCGCGGCGUCGAGGGCGUCGUCGCCGUCAUCGUCGUCAGCGGGCUCAAGCAGAACGAGGACCAUCAGGUCGUUGUUGAUGCCCUAGAAGAGUUUCUCGACGCUACGGACCGAGAGCCUCGGUCGCCCUCGUAUGAAUUAUAG